AUGUCCUCCUCCUCGUGUGCUGGUCCAUCUAAAUUGAAUGAACAAUGGGAUGAUAGCGAUUCUGAUGAUGAUUGGGAGGCUGCCGAUGCCGGUCUAGAUGAUAUCGAACUGAAUAAUAAUAAGGAGGCUGCAGCUGAGAAGGCUUUAGCAGCCACCACCGCACCACAGGUUGCUACCACCGUCAAGAAGUCAGCCAGCAAGCAGCAAAAACAGGGCGAUAAGGGUAGUGGUACAAAGGUUACUUCCACAACUAAGGAGUUUGAUGCUGAUGAUAUGCCUCUCGAUGAUCCUAUAGCUGAGAAGGCUCGUCAACAGCGAAUGAUAGAGAAGGCCGAUAUGGAGAAUAUUUGUGAUAUGUUUGGUGUAUCUACCCCCAAUGAUGCGAGUAGUGGUUGUGAAGAUCAACAACAACACGUGAAGAUACGUGAGACUACUACUGUUGUGGAGAAGGAUUCAUUCGAGGAAUUACAGUUGAAGACGUUGAAGGACGUUGAACAGCUUAGUGAACG
Messenger RNA from Perkinsus marinus ATCC 50983, 509 nucleotides. RefSeq lists its product as hypothetical. NCBI's taxonomy places the organism in Eukaryota, Perkinsozoa, Perkinsida, Perkinsidae. The transcript has 5 exons. Gene Ontology annotation, molecular function: translation initiation factor activity. Gene Ontology annotation, cellular component: cytoplasm; eukaryotic translation initiation factor 3 complex. The annotation marks the transcript as partial. The record is from RefSeq and is a predicted model, not a curated record.